AUGCAAACACACAGACACCACCCCUGGCAUUCCACCUUUGGCAUCAAGGCCCGCUGGGUUAUUCGCACCCGCUACCCCGGCCUGUUGGUUCAGAGGUUCAGAGUCCCCCCCUUCCUCAUCUCGGAGGGUGACCAGGAGCAGGUGCCGUGCCCGGCCGAGUGCCCCCACGAGCCCGGCCGCCCCGUCUGUGCCUCCGACGGGACGUUUUACCCGUCGCCCUGCGCCUUCCAGAAAGCCCGCUGUCGCCAUCCCACCCUGCAGGUUUGGCCCCGUUUCCGCUGCAGAGGAGCCGCCCAGCGCGAGAACAACCGUGCCAAUUUGACCCGGUGUCAAGAAGACCGAGCAGCCGCCCUCGCCAAAUCCCGGCGCCAGACGCACGCCCCCUACGUGCCCGAAUGUGGCGACAACGGCGCCUUCAUGGAGGUCCAGUGCCAUAAACAAACCGGCUACUGCUGGUGCUCCUCGCCGGAAGGCAAGCCCAUCGCGGGAACGUCCGCCCUGAACCGAGCGCCCAAUUGCACAGGAAUGGAUUCAGCGGGAACUUCGUGGCAUGAUGCCAAUUCUUCUAAGCGAGAAGGCGGUACCGGCCCACGGCCUACUCAGCCCAGCCCCCUGCCCCGCAGGCAGCCAGAAGGCACCACCUUGCCUUUCCUGAUUCCCAUCAUCCUUCCGGAUUUCAAGGCCAACCACACGGUCAAGCCGGCUCCAGAAUAUCCACCGUCGUGCGAACAGGAACGGCGGGAAGCCAUCCACGAGGCUCGCCAGCACCAGCAGGAGGGCACCUUCAUCCCGGAGUGCGAAGGCGACGGCACCUACAAAGAGGUGCAGUGUCACCAAGCCACAGGCUACUGUUGGUGCGUGCGAGUGGGCACCGGACGCCCCAUCCCAGGGACCUCGACCCGAAACUUUCCCCCGGACUGCGAAGCUGAUGCAGCAGCCAAGAGCACAGAAUUAGGGUCCUUGUUCCGAGAUCGAAUUCUGCCCGGUUGUCCCGGGUCAAAGAAAACACAAUUCCUUACACAACUGAUCAAAGCUUUAAGCUCCCACAUGCUGCAGUCCAGGCUGAUGACCAUUCCCUACCGCAGGUUUCCGGAUUCCUUGGCGGCCCCCAGCCUGGAAGAGCGGGCCGUGCGCUGGCAGUUCACCCACCUGGACAGGGACUUCAGCAACGGCGUGAGCGAGAGGGAGCUGCGCCCCUUCAAGCAGUACAUGAAGCAGAACGCCCGGCCCAAACGCUGCGCCCGCAAGUUCCUGGAUUACUGUGAUCUCAGCGGCAACAAGCUGAUCUCGCUGCCCGAAUUCAGAGGCUGUUUGGGGCUCAGCUAA
Protobothrops mucrosquamatus (brown spotted pit viper) is the source of this 1326-nucleotide messenger RNA. Its product is annotated as SPARC-related modular calcium-binding protein 1-like. Gene Ontology annotation, biological process: extracellular matrix organization. Bases 1 to 1326 code for a protein of 441 amino acids. The transcript is spliced from 11 exons. Lineage: Eukaryota; Metazoa; Chordata; Lepidosauria; Squamata; Viperidae. Gene Ontology annotation, molecular function: protein binding; heparin binding; extracellular matrix binding. The record is from RefSeq and is a predicted model, not a curated record. Gene Ontology annotation, cellular component: basement membrane.